AAGAAGACCGAGCCACAUCAAUAUUGCGAUGCGUUCGGUAAAACCUUGACGUGCAUAAAUCUCGUGCGCAGGUUGGCAAUUCCAAGGGCAUGACAUAAGGUAUCUGACUGUAUAGGUAGAUAUACAAGCGCAUCGUAUAUUACAUAAUUUACAUAAAAUCAGUGCCUUAAAUAUGAGGUAUUAAAAGUUGCCAAUUAAUAACUUCUCUGAUUGGUCAAUGUAGCCUUAGCAGCUUAGAACACCAAAGUUGCUUGCAUCGUAUGUUCUCUUCAUCAAAACUUCCCCAGAAACCUAUCGCCCAACCCAUUGUACCUUCGACCGACCGCUAAGAGAACCCCAAAUCCGAUAAAGCGCAACAACAUCCUAGUCAUGGCGUCUAUAAUCGCACGAAGAGCCUUGUCCCAGAGGGCGUUCUCUACUACCACCCGCCGGUUGGCUGCUGACCCAGCCCUCAAGGAGGAGACGAAGCGCAAUCCCGAAUUGAUGAUUCUAGGAGGUGUUAUGGUUUUGGCUCUAGGUGGUGCCGGUCUUUACUUCGGCCGUUCACCCACCAAAUCGACCUCCGAAGCCCCCGUUGGCAUGGCCCAGUCAGGUAUGCCAUGGGAAACCGGUGCGACGGAGGGCAAAUAUCGAUACCACCCUGGUGGUGACCCUCAAGCUGCUCCUAAAGACGCCCCCAGCGCUGUCAACGUCGUCGUCAUCCCCGACGUCAAUUUGCCAAAGGUAUUUUGCAAUACACAAGCCAUACCAUCUCGAUGAUGUUCUACACAAGAUCGCGAUUUUUAGGCUAACUAUCAUAUCAAUAGCAUCUUCACGAUAAAUACAACAAAUGGGGCAAAGACGGUUACUAGACAUGUCCCCUUUGAGGUGGCACCCGAAUCAUUCCAUAUGUUAUUGCGACCGUAAAAAAAUGGCGCGGUAUCUCCA
Molecule: messenger RNA, 927 nt
Organism: Hypoxylon trugodes
Lineage: Eukaryota; Fungi; Ascomycota; Sordariomycetes; Xylariales; Hypoxylaceae
Exons: 3
Coding region: 370-759 (129 amino acids)
Source: RefSeq, a predicted model, not a curated record